This is a messenger RNA of Trichobilharzia szidati, 2527 nucleotides long. NCBI's taxonomy places the organism in Eukaryota, Metazoa, Platyhelminthes, Trematoda, Strigeidida, Schistosomatidae. The record is from the annotation of a GenBank genome assembly.
ACACCAGUGUCUCAUAGAUGUCCUUGUGGUGCGUGAUAAGCAAUCACGUGCUCUUUUAAUCUUAGGUUAUGAAGUUGAUUAGGAGUUUUAAAAAGCGAUCGUCUGCUAUUGAUGCAACAAAUGUAGGAGAGGUGGUGAGAAAAACAAGAGUAAAACACCGCCAAAUGGCAGAUAUAUCUACGCAAAUUAACAGUCUACUUGUUCGUAAUAAGCAAUCAACAGAUUCAAUCAGUGAAGUAUUAAGAUCACUGCUCCAGUAUCUUAAUUCAGAUGCGAUAUACUGUAGCAUGAUAUUUCCUUUAACUCGUGAUUUAGAAAAUGCUCAUUUUGAACUGACCGAUACACUAAAUAAAUUGUUGCCAGAGUCUAUAUUUAAACAAAUGGCAAAAUAUAAACACUUAGAGCCUCAAUUAAAAGAAUGGGAAUCAUCAGCUCAUCGUGUAACUCGACAAAAACGUAAUCUUGACCAAAGUUGUAAUCGAAGUCGUAGCAGCGUUAAAAUUGAGAAAGCACAUAUUAAUUACAGAGCAUCUUCAAUGAAUCAUGAUUAUUUAACUAAUUAUUUAAUGGAUACAAUGAAUACACUUGAAAAUGAAGGUACAAUGGCCUGCUGUGAUGCUUUAUUUGUCCUUGUUUCAACAUACAAACAAUUUAGUGAUCGAAUAAGUUCUGUAUUAAACUGUCUAUUCGAAGAGGUGAAUAAACUUCAUGAAUGCGCCGCAAGAGAGUUAAAUGUAUCGCAUACAAAAACGUUAUUGUCUCUAGAGAAUGCCACUAAUGCAACAAAAUGGAGAGCUUCAAGUAUUAUGACUACAGAUGCAGAUGGUGGUGGAAGCUCCUCAAAGUAUCGUAGUUCAUCAACAGGUCGCGUGAUGUCUAGUGAUGAAUAUGAUCCAUGCGGACAUUCUGCUGUACAAAGCAGUGAUCCGUCAUCAGAUUUUGAAAAUAGUGGAGAAAUAUUAAAGAGUUUGAAAAGUCAGAAAUUAUCUAAUGGAACAAUAAACUCUACUAAUUCAUAUCAUCGUUCAAGUACUAUAAGCAAAUCAACACUACCCGUACCACCACCGACUAGAACAGCAACACAUAGCAUACAAUCUACAGAAACAAUAAUACAAGACAAUGAAGAUAAAACCUUAUGUAAUGCAUCUUCACCAACAGUAACAGUUUCAGAAGAAAUAAUUGAUACACACCACGAAAGUAGCAGUAACAACCACAGCAACAAUAAUAAUAAUAUUGAUAAUAAGGGAAAAUUGAGAGAGGUGAAUCUUUCGAAUAAUAUGACUAUUACAGGGAUAAAUGAUAAUACAUUGGGUAAAAGUAAUGGGACUAACAACUCUGAAAAUAUUCACAGCAACAGCACUGUUAAAAAUCACAAUAAUACUAGUUAUAACGAAGGCAACAAAAAGGAACAGGUGACUGUGACGAACAAUCAGUUGUCCAGUUCUACUUUACCUUCAUCUACAAACUAUUCCCUUUGUCAGUUUAAUCCGUAUCCCCAUCACUAUCAUCGUCAAACGUUAUAUAAUUCCAAUAAUGAUCAAAAAACAAGUGACUCAAGGACUCAGUCGGUGAAAAGUAAUAACUGUAUCGCUAGCAGCGGCAGCAGUAGUAGUAAUAGUAGUGGUGGUCAUAGUACUACUCAUGCUGAUAAAGCAGAAAUGACAUCACCUAUCGAUACGGCUUUAUAUUUUAGAGAUAAAAAUUAUGCUACUGAAAAAGAAUUCAGUAACAAAAUUUCUUUAUAUAAAAACAAAGAGGUGCCUUUUAGAGUAUUGAAAGAUCAUGAUGUUGUUAGUUACGAUGAAGAAAGUAGUGACAGUUUUAUUCCUAUUGUUAUUCAUAAAAAUUCUUCAACUAGCACUACACCUGUAGACAAUAGUAGUGAUAGUAAUAACAAUAAUAAUACUAAUGGUUAUCCAAAAAUAUAUCCCAGUCGUAAUAUUACUAACAAUACUACUGUUAUGACUGAUGUAAUAAACAAUGACAGGAUUUCGAAUAGGGAAACAAUAUUUCUAAAUGAUAAUGAAAUUAGAUCAUCAAGACAAAAUUUGAUACCAUGGGGAUGUCUACCGUCACCAAUAACUGAGGAAGAGGAUGAAUAGUAAGGGCUAUCGGUAUAUAAAUAUGUAUUUUCGCGAAGAGCAAUAUACGCUUAUUUUAUCACAGAAAUCAGCCUAUACAUGAAUCAAUAAAACAUCAAUUUACUAACCAUUAUUAUGAUCAAUAAUUGAAAGUUUUUAUAUAUUUAUGUCUGACAUAAUUAUCCUCACCAUCAUCAUCAUUAAUAUCUGUGAUAUUCAUUAUCGAAUAUGGUCAUCCGUAUUUCCUUUUUCGAUAAAUCUCUUUUUUGUUGCAUUCUGCUCUAAGAUACUGUACGAAAUUACACACUUUGCUUUAUAAUUGUGUUAUGCUUUUUCAUUGAUAAUAUUAAUAAAUGUUCUACUUACUAUCAUACAACAAGAAGAUGAUUAUAUCACUUAUUUAAUGAGACAUACAAAUGUAUUCGAUCUUUUCAUUAAUAAUUCAG